Polyodon spathula (Mississippi paddlefish) is the source of this 2270-nucleotide messenger RNA. RefSeq names its product protein SREK1IP1-like. The record is from RefSeq and is a predicted model, not a curated record. Lineage: Eukaryota; Metazoa; Chordata; Actinopteri; Acipenseriformes; Polyodontidae. Gene Ontology annotation, molecular function: nucleic acid binding; zinc ion binding. The coding region runs from base 131 to 619 and encodes 162 amino acids. The transcript has 6 exons.
AAAAUUCCCUGCGGAACGUUACCAACUUAAGAAAUUGACCGAACUAACUGAUGAAACACUGGGCAAGUUUUGAAAGUGUUUGAAUUUUGAUGUCCGGUGGAGCAACUUUCUUUUUUUUUUAAUCCUCAAUAUGGCAUUUCCAGGUCCAAAUAAGGAUAUCAGGGCAGGAUGCAAGAAAUGUGGAUACCCGGGUCACUUGACGUUUGAGUGUCGUAACUUUGUACGAGUGGAUCCUAAAAAGGACAUUGUUCUGGAUGUGAGCAGCACCAGCAGUGAAGACAGUGAUGAAGAAGAAGAGCAGGAGGGACUGGGAACUAAAAAGCUGCUGACGGGCACCAAAAACAAGAAUUCAAAUGAAGAACCCAAGAAAGGACUGCAUAAAAAGAAAAGCAAGGACAAAUCUUCCCAUAAAAAGUUAAGAAAGAGGUCGUGCUCAUCAAGUGACGAUGAAGAGGAGCAUCAUAAGAAAAAGAAACAGAAAACCCACAAGAAGAAAAAGAAACAAGAAAAGAAACACAAGAAGGAAAAACGGCCCAAGAAGGAGGGAAAGAAAAGCAAAGAGAAAAGACAUUCAUCUUCAUCUUCCGACAGUUCCAGUGCCGCUUCUAACACAGAUUGAAAGUACCUAGCUGCAGAAUAGACGCUGCCUUAGACAAACAAAAAUAAUCACACAGGCAUGAUUUCUCAUACAUUUCAGGCAGCGUUCUGUAAUGCUUAAAAAAAAAAAAAGAAAGAAAAGAUCUUGCUUACUGUUGUGUAUUAUAUUAUGCUCCAAUAACAAUUAUUUUUUAAUACAAUCACAAUUUAUGCUCAUGGCCUAUGCUCAUGGCCUUGGCCACUAAUCAGCUGUUCCUGAAGCAAUUCCUCUGUGCACACCAAUCUCCAGUUAUAGUGUUGCAUCUGAAUAAAUAGGCCUCCCUUAAUCAAGUUGUUUUCUCUGUUUCAAGAAUACCAGUAAUUUAAACUGACUGACAUCAAACACAUGGUGGGGGUAGUGAAGGGGACCGCAAAUAGUGACAUAAUUAAAUGUGCUACUGUUCAGGAAAAACUGAAAGCAUCAGUACAGGUACAUAUAAUCUCAAAUUUCUUGUCUUCUGUGAUGAAGUUACAUAGGGUAAAUAUCUUCAGGCAGUUUGUAAGUUUCCUAGUCAGAGAAGGAAACUGAUACAAAAUGCCAGUAACUUCAAACUUGUUUUCUGUUUCUUUUAAAAAAAAUAAAAAUAAAUAUGACUAAUCGAGGACUAUUGUUCACAUUUGGUUUUCAAUAAUAAAUAGUAUGCAAAUCCAUUCAAGUGAAAAAGCCAAUAAAACUGGUACAUACAAUCAAGUCUUUACUAAGUCUUGCUCUAGCCUGAAGUUCAAUUCUACUGUAUUUCUUCAAUGUAUAUUGUAGGGUGGACUUUUUAAAUUAACAUUUGUUGCCAGCUCUACCACAUUCAGAACGUUUGCUUAUUACAGAAUCUUGGUAUCUCCAAAUAAUCCCCUUUCUUCAAAAAAGCUUAAUAAGCAAGAGUGCAGUUGUACCAAAAUUUCAUCAGUUUACUAUCAAUGUAGAACGAGUGGGUUGGAUAUUCUUUUGUUUUGCCCCUCUAAAAUGUGUUUCUGCAAUGGAGUCUCCAAGGCUGGUUUUUCAUUCAAUGUAAACACCUAUUGUUUUUGUUCUUUUAAGAAAUAUUAUUGUGUUUAAUGUUAAUUCAUAUGUAACGCAUAUAUGUCAUAGAUGAAGAGGUAAUGACUAUUUUAAUAACUUCAGGUGCAUUCCUAGAAUUUUGAAUGGCCUAUAGUGUAACCUGAGUUUUUCAUGUAGCUAUAAAAUCUCUACAAUCUUGUAUUACACUUACACUGUUAGAUAUAAACAACCUAAGUUUUGACACAAUCGCUGUACAUUGUUAUGAUUUUCAAUGGGAUAUGUGUCAUUCCAAAGCAUAUUCAGUUGGAAUUGAUUAGAAUUUUGAAUCCAUUAUUUUAAAGUUACUAGUAUAAUUUGUGAUACAGUAAGUAUAAUACAAAUGUAUAGCAGUACAGUAGAAUUAGAAAAGGAAAAUACUGUUUGAAAGAUAUUUAGAUGUGUCUGUAAUAUUCCCUUUGACGUUAUGUGCAUUUGAAACCUUUGUUUUUAUUUAUUUUUUAAGAUUGCUUAAAUAUUGUUAUUCUGAAAUCAAGAGUGCAGGUAUGUAGAUCAUUUCUUUAUGUGGGUUGUCGUUAAUGGAAUCUCUGAAAGCAGCUUUUAUAGGAAAACAUCACUAAGACAAUAAACCUGGAGGCUUGAA